UCAGGUUUGUUUGAGUAUGAUAAGCAAGCACAAGGAUGGGAACGAGUCCAGGAGCUUAACGAAGCAAAAGUUCUCUCAGUUCCAAAGGGACACUAUGUGGAAUUAAACUUCACCAUGCGCGGCAAGUGGCCACUGCUGUGCCUAUGGGAUAUUAAUCUUGAAAUUCGUGAUGGCAGUAAUCAGUCGGCCAAUUUUCUCGGUGAAUUCUGUGGAGAUUACGGAAUUGGAGUGGUGCGAUCCAGUGGACGAUACAUGUGGUUGAAACUUAUGUGGAAAGAGCUAUAUGAUUUCGCUGCAUUCUAUAUUGACAGAUCCACCGAUGAAACAGGCAUGGAGUUCCUUCCUAUAUAAAUAAAUAUACACCCAACUUGAAAAUAUAUAUUAAUUAUAUAUAGCUUUCCCUUUUUUGAAAAUAUUCGUUUUCAAAAACGUUGCAAAUUUGUAAAUAUAUAUCAAAUACGAAAGCUAAGUUUUUCGUUUGUCUCACGAUGUAGUCACGUGUGAUGUAGAUCGCGACGUUUCGACUGCAUACUGCUAGUCUUCUUCAGGCGAUGAGGUCGACUGGUUAUGCGAAUAUGUGAAUUGCCUCUUUGACCCUGCGCCUGCAGUAAUAAGGGUCACGGUCAAUAAAUUUUACUUCGUUCCAGAGUGGCUUGUGUCCGGUGUUGUGGGCAUGCUCUGAAACGGCGGAGGUCUCGGUACGGGCGAGUCGAAUGUCUCGAUCUUGCUCCUUAAUUCUGUCUUGCAUAGGUCUUCCAGUCUCUCCAAUGUAUACCUUGCCACAUUCACAGGGAAUUCUGUAAACUACGUCAUCUUGUUUAGCCAGGUCGACAGCAUCUUUUGGUCGUACUAACUGAGAUCUUAGCGUAGUCUCCGACUUGAAAACAGCGCGCACGCCUUGUUGUUGUAGGCAACGACGAAGACCUUAUGUCAAAUUCCAAAAGCGUGGAUGCCCACGAUCAAAAAACACAACAACAGGAGAACCUGGACUGUAUCACCCAUGUUCCAAACACGUCGAGACCGACGCUGGUAAAGGGAGGCCAAAUCUCCUCUCUGUCUGGUAAGACAGUAGAAGACCAAGUAGUUUCUUGCACAAGAUACAAGAACUGAUCAACUUGGCUAUGGCUCCAUGGCUUGCUUAUCAGCCAAUAUCCGGCAUUUCUCAGAGCUCUAGACUGCGAAUGUCUUUCGCUAGAUCCUCCAACGCAAACACUAACGCAUUACACUCACGGAGUUUGACACCAGUUUAUGGAGCCUGAGGUUUGCACUGGUGAGAGUGGCUUCGGUGCUCUUCACCAAAGUGAUGACUUCAUCUGCAGUAGGCGUCGAAACCAGGCCAUCAUCGACGUAGGAAUUUCUUUCGACGAACUCCUUGACGUCAGCCUCCUCGCCGUGCUUUACCGUUUUCCUCAGUCCGUAAGUUGCCACAGCUCAACUUGGCCUGUUCCCAAACAGAUGGACGGUCAUCUGGAAUUUUGCGAUUGGCUUCGAAGGGUUGUUCUCCUCAAACCACAAGAAGCGUAGGAUGCGAUGCUCUGGUGAGACAAGGAACGAAUGGAACAUUUGUUCUACAUCACACACCGCAGUCACGUCUUCGCGUCAGAAGCGGACAAGUACUCCGAGUAGAGUGUUCAUCAGAUCUGGUCCAGCGAGUAGUUCACGGUUAAGAGAUUUGCCUUGGUAUUCUGCGGAGGAAUCGAAGACGACUCGAAUCAGUUCCGGUUUUUUUAGAUGAUACACGUCGAAGUGAGGCAGGUACCAUAUUCGUCCAGGGUCCUGGUCCAGCGAGUAGUUCACGGUUAAGAGAUUUGCCUUGGUAUUCUGCGGAGGAAUCGAAGACGACUCGAAUCUGUUCCGGUUUUUUCAGAUGAUACACGUCGAAGUGAGGCAGGUACCAUAUUCGUCCAGGGGAUUAAUUGCAGGAUAUCUCUCUGUCAGGGACCAGCACUGCAUGACCCUUGUCUAGCAUCUUCGACAUGAAUUCAAUAUAAUCUUUCUCCAUUUGUGGUUUGCGUUUUGAGGUGCGCGCAAGCCUAUGUAAGCACUCUAGCUUCUGUUGUUAGGCAUGAAGACAUUUGUUGAGCAAAAGGGUAGGGGCAUUUCCCAGUUCCCGAGCUGGUUCUUGUGAAUUCCUUUGUCCAUGAUCUUCGUGAACCUUCGGUCUUCGAUCGACAGACUGACGUCAUAAUCAUUCCGGGUUACGCUGACCUCUCUGUUACUUCCAAACGUUGAAAGGAAAUACUUCCACUCCGGGCCGUCCGCAUUCAACUUGUCCGCCAGCUCGGUAGAAAUAAUUGAAGCGUUGCUCUGGACAUCCAAAAUGGCGUAUGCACUAUGGGCGCCUCACAGUGAUUUUCUCCGUAGAUAUCGACCGAUACACUUUUGCUGCAGGAAAGUCCACCGGGGGUGCCUUUGCAUACCAACGUGUAUUUUGCGUUCACGUUGUCUUGGCUGUCGUCGACCGUGCCUGCUUCUUUUGCUCUCUCCUUUUUCUCUGCACUGCUCAAAUGAAGAAGGUCGAAGUGCCUUCGGCUGCCACAUAUUCUACACUUCACGUUCUCCCUAUACUGGCUAAAUGAUGAAAUUAGAAUCAGUGGAGACUUAGCCUUUCCUUUAUAUUUGUUACUCUUCGUCCGUAUCUGACCUCCUUGGUACUUCCACACGUUAAAAGUAGAUACUUCCAUUCCGAGCCGUCUGCAUUCAACUUGUCCGCCAGCUCGGUAGAACUUGUACGCUCCUUUUUUGUCUUGCUUAUAUAGAUCAGUUAGCUUCGACUGAAUGCGUUCAAAGUCCUCUGUCACGGCAAUAAGUUGAGCAGCAUGUUGCCGGAGCAUGACUGCAGUUCUGCUGUUUGUAGAGAAUCUAUUACCCGCAAGAGUUUGCGUUCUUUACCCCCUGAAUUUUUCGUCUGUUCUCUAUGGUAUAUGUUAAUGUCUCUUGGGUUAUUACUAGGUGUCCAUUCGCGGUGAUAUCUCCCGCUGGAUCUUCUUGUCGUUUCGACAUGCUAUGGUUUUCUUUUCACGUCCACCGUUUGCCAAUAUUUAAAUAACGGCUUACCUCAAUGUUCUCCAGUUAUUGGGCGUCUCGGCAAUUUUUUCCACUGUCGCGUUCUCGAUUGCGGUUGCACGUCAAUCGAGAUAACGCCGUUGAAAUCGUGUACCACGCUAGCACAUUAACUCUCAAUCUGGCUUAUAGAACAAUGCUUUAAAUCAUAUACAUAUUGAAAAAUCAAGGGCCAAAUAAGCAAAAAUACUCGAACCGAAGAAGUGAAACAACGAAAAUAACGUCGAAAAAAGCGAUCACUUACAUUGUCUAACUCCUAAGAGAGAAAAAUACGAGGCAUUUUCCUUCUGCUUUAUUUUCCUAGUGCGAUUUGAAACCUCUAAGUUUUCUUCCAAAAUUAGUUAUACGAAUUACGAUUAUUAAACAUUAACUAUAAAAAAAAAAGUUCGAGGCUGACUCGCGUCACAUAAUUGGCUAUUCAGUCUUUGGCCGCUAAACAAUUCAGUUCGAAUAUACCUUUCUGUAAAUAAAUCGCGCGCGUUUCAAUAAUUCACCAAAAUGUUCAUUGGAAAGUACAAUUAAAAAAAUGAUGCUAAGUUUAACAUGAAAACCAAAUUAAAAAAAUUUUGGCACAGGAGGGUUUACCGUAUCCUUAAAUGACGCAGACAGACAGGCGGAGACAGAGAAAGGCGCAGAAGGAUACAAAUAGUAUUCACAUGUUGCUUUGGCCUGAACAUUGAAUUGUGUCAGGAUUAGAAUGAUAUUUUUUGAUGUGGACGUAAAAUGGGUUAUCCUCCCAUGCUGUGUCUAAGAUUUAGUUGUUCUGUGUACAUGCACCGUAGUCAUUUCAACAAUUACUUCCUUUUUUUCUUUGAAAUCUAAUAUAGUCGAUCCUACGAUGGACCCAGCUCCAAACCCGCAGUAUGUAUUUUUGAACAGAACCUCUAACUUGUGGUGCCCAGUAAAAGGUGCGCCGGCUCCAUACAUUGUAUGGAGAAAAGAUGGUGACUCUGUUCAAAAUAGUACCAGCAUAACAUUUCAGCAUAAAAUAACUUCGAAAAACAACGUGAACUACAGCUGCGAGGUAAGAAGAGAUGGAGAGGUAUUAAGAAGGAACAUCAGCCUCAUAAUUGAAGGUGAG
This is a messenger RNA of Pocillopora meandrina, 4144 nucleotides long. The record is from the annotation of a GenBank genome assembly. NCBI's taxonomy places the organism in Eukaryota, Metazoa, Cnidaria, Anthozoa, Scleractinia, Pocilloporidae.